This is a messenger RNA of Bactrocera oleae (olive fruit fly), 4743 nucleotides long. It is a transcript of the gene snu, whose product is annotated as ABC-type transporter snustorr. Gene Ontology annotation, molecular function: ATP binding; ABC-type transporter activity; ATP hydrolysis activity. NCBI's taxonomy places the organism in Eukaryota, Metazoa, Arthropoda, Insecta, Diptera, Tephritidae. Gene Ontology annotation, cellular component: membrane. The record is from RefSeq and is a predicted model, not a curated record.
CUCGUCUGCCAGCCCUCGGCUAUCAAGCUGUUGAUUUUUUUUAUUAAUUAUCACUCUUAAUUUUCUACAACAGAGCUCUCUGUUUACUUCUCCAAGCGUUUCACUGCCGCGUGUUGUUUUGUCAUUGAUUUUGGAGUAUUUUGAAUUUCAGUUGGUUAAUGGCGCUCAGCUGGCGAUUUUCGGUGCUGAUUAUCUUCGCAGCACGGCCGAAGUAGACGCGCCACUUUGCUUUCGCUUUCAAUUUCUUUCUGCUCGUGUGUUGGUGAACGCGCUGCUCUGCUCUGCACGAUCUUCCAAUAAACGCUGCAGCCAAAUAUCGGCUGUCGGUGAGUCUUGCGCUGAACGCAGUGGCGGCUAAUAGUUGCUGUUAGGUGCUAGAGUGCUUCAGCUGUGCCGUUGGUGAAGUCUUUAUAGCGCGUCUUGCCUUUCAAUCGCAAAAUAAGGAAUUUCCAAAGGUUUUCUUGCUUUUAAAUAUCGAAGUUGAAAUUUCGUAGUGUUUUGUUUUUGUUUACAUAAACAGCUGAGCAGCGCGCGCGCCGUUUUGCAAUAACGCGUUAAGGUUGUAAGCGUUUUGAAUCUCACAUAUACAUACAUACAAACAUCUGUGCAUACCUCACAAAAGUCAAGCUAGUCAAACUAACCACUUUUAGUUUAUAAAAAACAAAAAAAAAACGAAAAGUAACUUCGUAAAAUAGCGCUUACCAACGCAACUACAACAACAAUAACGACUAAGAAACCGGUGCUACAACUAUAGCGCGCUGUCCACCAUUCUUACAAGAAUCUGCACCAAAAGCCAGUGCGACCCUGUGUUCGUGUGUGUGUGUGUUUAUGUGCUCACUUAAUUUUGUGCCUAUUUGAGCAUAAAAGGAAAUCGCCGCUGUAAUGGCUCCCAAGAAAGAAGCAACCUUGAAUUUGCAGCAACAACAACAGCAACAAGUUUUGGAUAUCGAGCGUAUAAAGCGACAUUUUAGCUGGUCCGAUCCAAAUGCAAUUUCCAGUGAACCCGCCAUGGCCACAAAUAAUGAUGGCGGAACACCAGCACAAUGGAAUCGGAACUCACAGGCUGCCGUAUCGGUGCGACACGCCUUCAAAACGUACGGCAAGAAGAAGAAUGCCAUUCCAGUGUUGAAUAAUCUAAUGAUGACCGUACCAAAGGGCACAAUCUACGGCCUGCUGGGUGCUUCAGGUUGUGGCAAGACCACACUACUUUCGUGCAUUGUCGGUCGACGUCGCCUGGAUUCGGGCGAAAUUUUCGUGCUCGGUGGCAAACCAGGCACUCGCGGUUCGGGUGUGCCCGGCAAACGUGUCGGCUACAUGCCACAAGAGAUCGCCUUAUAUGGCGAAUUCUCUAUACGCGAGACAAUGAUGUAUUUCGGUUGGAUAUUCGGUAUGGACUCUAAAGAGAUCGUGGAGCGCCUACAGUUUCUCUUGAAUUUUCUCGAUUUACCUUCGGAGAAGCGUUUGGUAAAGAAUUUGAGUGGUGGUCAACAGCGACGUGUCUCCUUCGCAGUGGCAUUGAUGCACGAUCCGGAAUUGCUGAUUUUAGAUGAGCCCACAGUUGGUGUGGAUCCGUUGUUGCGUCAGAGUAUCUGGAAUCAUUUGGUGCAUAUCACAAAGGCUGGCCAAAAAACAGUUAUCAUCACAACACAUUACAUUGAGGAGGCGCGCCAGGCACACACGAUCGGUCUCAUGCGUUCGGGUCAUCUGUUGGCCGAAGAGUCGCCAAGCGUUUUGCUGUCCAUGUACAAAUGUAUUAGUUUGGAGGAGGUCUUUCUGAAACUGUCGCGCAUACAAAGUCAGAAGGGUGAAAUCUCGAAUGUGAACUUUAGUAAUAAUAUCUCAUUACAUGCCAUGGCGUUCGGCAGUAAAAUGGAUAAGCCCAGCUCGAGUCAAGAAGGCGGUGUUGUCGGAUUGAACUUCCAUCAGAGCAAAGAAGUGCUGAUCAACGAAACGAAUGGAUCUGUCUUUACGUUAAAUCAAGAACCCUACGAUCCGCCCCAAAUAAAACGCAGCAAACCCAAUGAUGAAGAGAGCUGCCAGGAUUGCUAUGCGAAUUUGUGUAAGGUCACAACUAAGGGCAAAAUGAAGGCAUUGCUAACCAAGAACUUCCUGCGUAUGUGGCGUAAUGUCGGCGUUAUGCUGUUCAUAUUCGCCUUACCCGUUAUGCAAGUGAUACUCUUCUGUUUGGCAAUUGGACGUGAUCCCACUGGCUUGAACUUGGCAAUCGUCAACAGUGAAAUGAACAACACAAGCAUCUGUCAUUGGGAGGACUCUUGCCACUUCACAAAUCUCGGUUGUCGCUAUUUGAGCCAUCUAAAUGACACCAUGGAAAAGACAUACUACACGGACUUGGAAGAGGCCAAAGAUGCGGUGCGUGUGGGCAAAGCUUGGGGUGUGGUCUACAUAACGGAGAACUUUACGGACGCUUUUGUGGCGCGUGUUGCAUUGGGACGUGACGCGGAUGAUGAGACCAUUGAUCAGUCGGAAAUAAGAGUGUGGCUCGAUAUGUCCAAUCAGCAAAUCGGUAUUAUGCUAAAUCGUGACAUACAGCUGGCCUAUCGUGCUUUCGCCAUGAACUUAUUGGAUCAAUGCGGCAACAAUCCCAAGCUCGGCGAUGUGCCAAUACAAUUUAGAGAUCCCAUUUAUGGCACAAUGAAUCCAUCAUUCACAGAUUUCGUUGCGCCCGGUGUGAUAUUGACCAUUGUGUUCUUCUUGGCUGUUGCAUUGACGUCAUCCGCUUUAAUCAUCGAACGCACUGAGGGUUUACUCGAUCGUUCUUGGGUUGCCGGUGUCACACCCAGUGAGAUACUCUUCUCGCAUGUCAUCACCCAAUUCGUCGUCAUGUGUGGCCAAACAACGCUUGUACUUAUAUUCAUGUUGGUCGUCUUUGGUGUAACAAAUAAUGGCGAACUCAUUUGGGUCAUUGUGCUGACACUCUUGCAGGGUAUGUGCGGCAUGUGCUUUGGCUUUCUCAUCUCAUCGGUAUGUGAGUUGGAACGUAACGCCAUACAAUUGGCGUUGGGCUCAUUCUAUCCAACAUUGCUGUUAUCGGGAGUGAUUUGGCCCAUCGAAGGCAUGCCUAUUGUGCUGCGAUACAUAUCGCUUUGCCUGCCGCUAACACUCGCUACCACAUCGCUGCGCUCAAUAUUGACGCGCGGCUGGCAGAUCACCGAGAUGGCUGUGUACUCCGGCUUUCUGAGUACGCUCGCGUGGAUUUUCGGCUUCCUGAUACUGACGCUGGUGGUGCUGCAAGCGAAACGUGGAUAGAAUCUCUUCGUGUUUUUGCAACAGCAAAUUGGAAGCAACAAAUUAAUUUAAUAUCUAUUAUUUUUUUUUUUAUUAAUUAAACUUACGAUACUAGAAAUUGUACAGAAAUGAAAUUAAGAGCAAAGAAAAAAAAAUGGGAUUGCUAGAAAAAUCCAAAACUGUAUCUGUGUAUGUACAUAUGUAUGUAGUAUAUGCAUAUGGCUGGCAGAUCGCACAAGAGAUCUUGUGUAAAGUGGAAAGUGUCGAUCGAAUUGUAGCUGAGUUUUUAGUUGUAGCGCGUAAAUAUUAAUUAAAGAAAAAACAACAACAAAGCAAAAAAUAUAUAUAAAUACAAAAAACAACAACAAUUGUUUAAGGUGUCUUGUCCUAAUGUUAGCAUUAAUUCAUAUUAAGCAUACUAUCUAGUUUAUUUCGCACCCACAUGCACGUACACAGAAAAUUAAGUGUGGAGAGAACAGCUUGAAAUUUCAAAUAAAAGUGUGAGAAAGAGGUCGCAAGUGUAUUUCAUUGAUUUAGAAAAUUUUCAAAAUAUUAAAAAAAGUUAAAAAAUUGUUAAAUUAUUUUCUACAUUUUCGAAUUUCGGUAAAUGGCAAACUAUUCUAAAAUUGUACUCAAAUUGGCAAUGCUUUCAAAAAUAUUGUAGCUUUUGCGCAGCUUAACUUAUUUUUAACAUAAAAGCAAGAAAGCGCUCCCGACCAUUUGGCAGGCUUUCUCGAUAUUGCAAACACACACUUUAAUACACACAGAUGGCAGUGUGUGUGCGUGCAGGAUUUUCCUAGUUUAUUGGUUUUUUUCUUCACUACAAAUGUAUUUUUUUUUUUUUACAAAAUAUUGUAAUUUAAUUUAGCAAUGAUUUAAGGUUUAGGUUGUAUUAAUAAUAAUUAUUACGAUUAUCUUCUUCUUAAUUUAAGUCAAGUUUUAUAACUCCCUUUGUAAAUAGUUGUGUAUGCAAUUUCCAAUAUGUAAGCCGUUAAGUAAAAAAAGAAAAAAAACUUUAAAGAAGGCAUUAUUGUAAUACACAAAAGAGAAAACAAUAACAAAAAUAACAAAAACAAAAAAAGUCAGAAAUAAUAUAACAACAACAACAACGAAUUAGUCGAAAUAUAGCUUACUUCUCUACCUACUCUUUACCGCACUCUCUUAUGCAUGCUUUCACACUCUCUCUUUUAUGCGCGCCAUCACGUUCUCGCUUUAACUUAAUCUCUCACUAUACUCAUAUAUAACUUACGUCGGCAGUCGUGUCGCCCGAACGAUCUUUUUUGCUUAAUAUUCUUAUGAAACGAACUUCGAACUUUGAACUUCGACUUUUGCACUGCUUUUCAAUGUUCUAUAAAUAUUUAUUUUUAUUUUUCGAGUCUUUUCGCUAUCAUUAUCUAACACAAAAGGACUGUGAUUAUAUUAAUUUCCUUGAAUUUUUUUGUAAACAAGAAAAGAAAUAUGUAAUGAAAUUAUAUAAUAAAUACUUAAUUACUGUUA